AACGGGCCCGGGCCCAGGGCUUUGAAGGCCCCUCCCUGAGCUACCGCGAUCUUGACCGUCAUGAUGGGUAUCACAGGGGGCACAGCUGCAGGUGCCACGGGUGCCAUGGCAACAGGCCUCCAUGGGUGCCAUGGCAACAAAUGUCAUAGGUGACAUGGCAACUGAUGCCACAGGUGUCAUGGUAAUAACUCUCCAUAGGUGCCAUGGCAACAAAUGCCACGGGUGUGAUAGGUGCCAUGGCAACUGAUGCCAUAGCAACAGACACCCUGAGUACCACGGCUACAGACUCUGGAAGUGGCAUUGAACGGAGUAGGAGAACCUGUGCAAGCUGCAAAGAUGCCCGUACAAAGCGUGAGUACAAUGAAAGCCAUGUGAUUACAGCAAGAAGGGUUAAACAGAAUCCUGUGGGGGACUAUCUGGUACCUGAAUCAGUUGAGCUGGAGUGUGUCAAAUAUUGUGUCGUCUAUGAUGGCAAAACCAGCUCUUUGGAUGAUAUCUAUUACGAUGAUUAUGGAGAGAAGGAGGAGGGUGAAAAGGGGACUAAAGCUGCCUCAGAGAUGUCAGGAUUUGAAUCCAGUUCUUCGGGUUCACAAAAUGCUGAGGUAGGGGCCGCCAUCCAGUGUGCCAGAGUCUUAGAGCAGUUCACCCGCCACCCAGUCCUCAUCCUGAAAGGAGGGUAUGAGCGCUUCUCUGCGUGCUACCAUUUCUUGAGGACUCAGAAGAUAUUCUGGAUGCCUCAGGAACUGGAUGCUUUCCAGCCAUAUCCUGUAGAGAUAUUGCCUGCUCAGUUAUAUAUGGGAGAUUACAGGCAGGCCUGUGACCAACAGAUUCAGAAGGAUCUGAAAAUCAAAGCACAAGUCAACAUCUCAGAGGAGAUUGCAACACUUUUCACAGAUGAAAGCAAAGCACUUCUUCAUGUUUCUGUGGCAGAUUCCCCCGAUGCAGAUCUUUUUUCCUUUUUCCCCACCAUUUGUCACUUCAUAGAUGCUAAGAUGGCUCUUGGAGCAGUUCUGGUUUUCUCUACCUUGGGUCUAAGUCGGAGCAGCACGGCGGUAAUGGCCUUCCUCAUGCAUUCAUCCCAUUAUCCCUUAAAGAGGGCUUGGAAAUACAUCCAGAAAUGCAAAACAAACAUGAGACCAAACCGUGGCUUUGUGCAACAGCUGUCAGCCUGGGAAAGCCAAAUCUAUGGGUCAGCAAUCACAGAUAUCUCCGAACCACAUUACUGACAGGCAGCAAGGAGAACAUCCAACAAGCAAAGAAGCCUUUCCGUCUGUACCACAGUUUAACUUGGGCUGUACUGUUUAGAAGGAUUUCCAGAAGUGAGCGCUGUAUGCAAUGCCGAAGGCACGUGCUGAUUUACAAUGAAAGGGAAAACAGUCGAUGAAGUUAGCACCCUACGAGGAAAAUACACAAGGAAAGAACAUCCA
Messenger RNA from Mauremys reevesii (Reeves's turtle), 1427 nucleotides. RefSeq names its product serine/threonine/tyrosine interacting like 1 (gene STYXL1). The record is from RefSeq and is a predicted model, not a curated record. Gene Ontology annotation, biological process: positive regulation of intrinsic apoptotic signaling pathway; negative regulation of cytoplasmic stress granule assembly; protein dephosphorylation. The transcript has 10 exons. Lineage: Eukaryota; Metazoa; Chordata; Testudines; Geoemydidae. Gene Ontology annotation, molecular function: pseudophosphatase activity; protein phosphatase binding; protein phosphatase inhibitor activity. Gene Ontology annotation, cellular component: mitochondrion. Bases 204 to 1226 code for a protein of 340 amino acids.